UUAUGGCAAAAUAGGGCGGGAACAUUACAAGUAUUUACAACACAACUACUAGUUGAGUCUAGUUUGUCUACUCAAUGAACUCAUGGAUUUCGCUGAAGCUCAGAAGUUUGUUCAGGAGCAGUUAGAGUCUAUGGGUGUCAGGAACAUCAGUCGUAAAGAACUGGAGUCCUACACUAUAGAUUUUUUAAAACUUCUCAAUGACAAAGAAAAAGAGAGACAAGAUAAUGAAAAAGAUACAAGUUUACAGGACCAUGAAUACUCUUUUAUUUCAUCACCAACUCCUACUCCAGUCAAACCGUUGACAACUAGCUCAGUAACCACACCCACCAGAGUAACCACGCCCACAGGAAAGUUUGUAGAAGUAUCGGUUAACUAUGUGGAAGGUCGUCCAGUUACUCGUAAAGUUUUGAGGAGACCUGCAUCAUCAGGUGCAUUAGAUUCAACAGUCAAUAGCUCUUUAAGAGAAGAAGGUCCUGCCCUUUCCAUCCCUCCUCAACGUCAACUCAAGUCAUUUAUUCGGCCAGCAUUUACUCAUCCACAUACUAGAGGGAUAAGAAAGAAUGAUCCUGUUCAAAGGUAUCAUGAGUUUCGUCAAAUGUGGGAAAGUCAAAAACCUCCUGGAGAAAAGAAAAGGAACUCACUGAGAUGGCACAUUAAAGAGCAAAUGCUUUCUCAAGAUGUUCAACCACUCUAUGCUCCAGUUCAUCACAGUAUUCAUCGACCUAGCAGCUAUGUUGUUCCUACUGAUAAGAAGAGACAAGCACUACGCUGGGAGAUACGGCAUCAGUUAGCUAACUAAAGCAACACUGUCACUUACUGUCUGUAUAUGUGAUUAAUCAGAUGACUAUCAUCAUGUAUGGGGCUAUAUUGUUGCACUAACAUUUUGAAUGUAUGAUUUUAGUUGUAUGCAUCAAAGCUUGACAAUCUGAUCUUUACAUAUAAUGGUAAACAUUAAUGCACAAUAUUGCAUAUACUGUGUCAUUGGAGUUGUUAAAUGUUUAAAAGUCAAUGCUAAACCACCACAA
Messenger RNA from Amphimedon queenslandica, 1025 nucleotides. RefSeq lists its product as uncharacterized. Gene Ontology annotation, cellular component: non-motile cilium; centriole. NCBI's taxonomy places the organism in Eukaryota, Metazoa, Porifera, Demospongiae, Haplosclerida, Niphatidae. The transcript has 6 exons. Gene Ontology annotation, biological process: cilium assembly. The record is from RefSeq and is a predicted model, not a curated record. Bases 83 to 799 code for a protein of 238 amino acids.